AUGUCUGACGCAGCCAACAAAAAUAAACCUACCAAUAAAAAUAUCAACGCAGAUGGUGUUCAAAGUCAAAAUUUGGUUAAUGCUACAAAAGUGGAUGAUGUUGAUCAAAAACAUACUCAAGAGGGGAACGAAACAAAAGAACAACAAAAAGUUGAAAUAUCUUUGCUUAAUCAUCAAUUUAAAAGAACAAAAUACAAAUUAGCUAGAUUAAAUGAUGUUCCUCAUAAAGACAUUCAAGAAGCUGAAGGCUUGAAUUAUGACAUGAUCCAUUUUUAUGUUCCUGAUGAAGAACCAUAUUCAUUUGUACCUCCAAUUAAAACAAAAUCAGGAACUAUACCUAGAAAGGAUCUUAGCUGA
This is a messenger RNA of Lodderomyces pseudojiufengensis, 357 nucleotides long. RefSeq lists its product as uncharacterized. The record is from RefSeq and is a predicted model, not a curated record. Bases 1 to 357 code for a protein of 118 amino acids. The transcript has a single exon. NCBI's taxonomy places the organism in Eukaryota, Fungi, Ascomycota, Pichiomycetes, Serinales, Debaryomycetaceae.